AUGGGCUCCGUGCGCUGGGCUUUCCGCUGUGGCUCCUGGACACCGACCCGGGCUGAGUGGCUCUUUGCUGCUCGAUGCAUCCAGCCCGAAGAGAAGGACAGGAUCGGCCAGUUUGUAUUCACCAAAGAUGCCAAGUCCGCCAUGGCCGGCAGGUUGCUGCUCAGGAAGUUUGUUUGUGAGAAGAUGACACUACCCUGGUCCCACUUCAGACUGGAGCGCUCUCCAAGAGGAAAGCCUUAUCUCCCAACACAACCACAAGACGGCCCUGUGUCCCCCACCUGGAGUUUUAACUUGUCACAUCAAGGAGACUUUGCAGUGCUCGCAGCACAGCAGGGGUGCCAGGUCGGGGUUGACAUCAUGAAGACCGUGAUGCCUGGCAGCAGCUCUGUGCCGGAGUUUUUCCGCAUCAUGACUCGUCAGUUUACCCCGUACGAGUGGAGCGUCAUCCAAUCAGCCGGCUCAGAACACCAGCAGCUCGCCUCUUUCUACCGACACUGGGCCCUCAAGGAGAGCUUCAUUAAAGCCAUCGGAACCGGGCUGGGAUUCAACCUGCAGCGGGUGGAGUUUCAUUUAUCAUCUGAACCACUCACACAGGACCCGCCAGCGAGUCUAACCACAAUGCACCUGGACGAGGAGGAGCAGGGCGACUGGCUGUUCGAGGAGUGUCUGCUUGAUGAGGACCACCAUGUCGCCGUGGCUCUGGGUCCAGGGUCUCCGCCCUCACCUGCGCCCCUCGCCCCGCCCCGCGCCUUCACCCUGCUGUCCUUCUCGGAGCUGACAAGCCUGGCGUCCCCCCUGACAGACGAGGACCCUUCCUACUGGGAGAGCUUCAGCACCAAGGCCGAGGGUCCGCAGAGACGCAGAGACGGGCUGUGA
This is a messenger RNA of Knipowitschia caucasica, 876 nucleotides long. Lineage: Eukaryota; Metazoa; Chordata; Actinopteri; Gobiiformes; Gobiidae. The record is from the annotation of a GenBank genome assembly.